Molecule: messenger RNA, 1533 nt
Organism: Neltuma alba
Lineage: Eukaryota; Viridiplantae; Streptophyta; Magnoliopsida; Fabales; Fabaceae
Product: zinc finger protein ZAT4-like
Exons: 1
Coding region: 1-1533 (510 amino acids)
Source: RefSeq, a predicted model, not a curated record
AUGGCUUUCAUGGUCGGCGAUCGGCAAUCCAACUUUAAGCACUUCUGCAAAAUCUGCAAGAAAGGGUUUGGCUGUGGCAGAGCUCUCGGAGGCCACAUGAGGGCUCACGGCAUCGGAGACGAAGGCGGCGGCAUGGACGACGAUGACGACCCGGCCAGCGACUGGGAAGACAGCAACAAGCUUGGUGGAGAUUCUAAUGUUUCUCCCUCCAACAAACGAAUGUACGCCUUGAGGACGAACCCUAAUCGGUUCAAGAGUGUUAGGAUUUGUGAGAAUUGUCGUAAAGAGUUCUUCUGUUGGAAAUCCUUCCUUGAACAUGGUAAAUGCACUUCCGACGACCCCGAUGAGUCGUUCGUCUCGUCGCCGGGCUCGGACGGCGACGAUAUGUCAGGUCGGAGAGGUUGUGGUUGGUCUAAGAGGAAGAGGUCUUUUCGAGCCAAAGUGGGAAGCUUCAAUAAUAACCCUAAUUAUUCACCAUCCAAUGAAGACGAAGACCUCGCUAACUGUUUAAUGAUGCUGUCAAACGCCGCCGUGGAUCCUCUCGAUGAAUCUUCUGCGUUCGCGAGCAAAGACGAAGAUAGAAGAAACCCUAAUCUGAGCUUCAUGGCUCCAAUGUCCCAAAUCUCUUCAGAUCAUAACAAAGCCAAAGAGGGAGGCGGCAAUAAUAUUAAUCAUAAGGGUUUGUUUGAAUGCAAAGCAUGCAAGAAAGUGUUCAAUUCGCAUCAAGCAUUGGGUGGUCACAGAGCCAGCCACAAGAAAGUCAAAGGUUGCUUCGCGGCUCGGCUAGACAACCUCGACGACUCCGGCACCGGCGCUGACGAUGACGUCAUCACCCAUGAAGACCAACUCUUCCCGACCAACAAAUCCAACAACAAUUCAGCCCUUCACUUCGAUCAAGGGUCCAACAAUAAUAACGCCUCAUCAAUGGCGUCGUCCUCUAAGAGGAAAUCCAAAGUCCAUGAAUGCUCCAUAUGCCACCGCGUUUUCUCAUCUGGACAAGCACUGGGAGGACACAAGAGGUGUCAUUGGAUUACAUCAAACGCACCAGACACCUCGGCGCUGGCUAGAUUUCAGCAAUUUCAAGAACAAAUAGAACAACACAUGACCAAUAAUAAUCAAGUUAUGGCAAAGUUUGACGACUCUGAUCAGCCAAUUGAUCUCAAGCUCGAUCUCAACCUCCCAGCUCCGUCGCGCAAUGUCUCAACGGAAAUCUACUUACAGUCAUGGGUCGGUGGUGGCAGUGGAGGAGUGGUGAAAGAACAUAAAGAUGACAAAAGUCAAAGUCUUCAUCGUCGUCAAGAAAUGGACAAUGAGAAUAAUAAUGAUGAAGAAUGCAAGAACAGUAACAAAAACCUUAACGCUAGCAGUGGUUCAACCAUGCCAAACGUGGAAGAUGACGAAGCUGAGAGUAAGGUGAAGUUAGCGAAACUAAGUGAACUAAAGGACAUGAACGUAGGAGGGAGUUCCUCGCCAUGGUUACAGGUGGGAAUCGGUUCCAGUACAACUACUACUGAUGUCGGAACUGACCCAUAA